Messenger RNA from Hypanus sabinus (Atlantic stingray), 12738 nucleotides. RefSeq names its product collagen alpha-1(XI) chain-like. Lineage: Eukaryota; Metazoa; Chordata; Chondrichthyes; Myliobatiformes; Dasyatidae. The transcript has 67 exons. The record is from RefSeq and is a predicted model, not a curated record. Bases 403 to 5790 code for a protein of 1795 amino acids. Gene Ontology annotation, molecular function: extracellular matrix structural constituent.
UAAGGCCCCAGCUUUCAUUUGCUGGGCUUUUGUCAGUGUUAAUACGAUCGGCUGAACGAUUUCUCUCUCUCUCUCUCUCGCCGGAAUUCAAUCUCAUCGUCACAGAGAAGGGGGGAAAAAGGCUGUGACUUCCCCAGACAUUUUUUUAAACAAACAUUCAUCUCUUCCCACUCCCCACCUCCUCAAGAAAAUGUCCAGAGAAACACUGAUUUAAUCAGUGCCCAGACAGGACGGGGGAGAGAGAGAGAAAGAGAGAGAGAGAGAAAGGGAAGCUAACUUGGUAACAAUUAAACGGGUCUAUAGGACUCAUGAACAGAUACAUGCCCGCUCAGGAACCUUAACAAGUGGUCCUACCAAGAAAGCUAUUUUGGGGGAGGAAUUGUCAGUAUCUCCUGGAAGUUCAUGUCAUUGGAGAUGGGGUGUUGGAAGUCGAGAAGUUGGCUUAUGGGAGCCGGCGUUAUUUUAAUGGCCACAGUACUACACCAGUGUUCAACUAAUCCAACAGAGAAUGUAGUCGACGUCUUGCAGGUUCUGAACCUCCAGGACUCCUUGGAAGGAGUUGUGAAUGUUGCGGGAUUUUGUACGCAGCGAAAAGGAUCUGAAGACACUGAUAUUGCUCUCCGGAUAGAGAACAAAACUUACUUUAACGCCCUAACAACACAAUUAUUCCCAGAUGGAAACUUUCCUGAGAACUUCUCCAUCCUAACGACACUUAAGGCCAAGAAAAACUCCCAGUUCUUCCUCCUCUCUGUUUACAAUGACCAGGGCAUCCAGCAGCUGGGAGUUGAAAUUGGUCGCUCUCCUGUCUUCCUGUAUGAAGACCAGACAGGCAAACCGACCCCUGAGGAUUACCCCAUCUUCAAAAAAAUUAACCUGUCCGAUGGCAAGUGGCACCGACUAGCCAUCAGCGUUGAAGGAAAGAAUGUCACGCUGAUCGUCGACUGUGACCAGCAGAUCUCAGAGCACCUCGCAAGGAGUGACAGCCCCGUGGUCAGCACCAAUGGAGUCACGGUCUUCGGUACCAGGAUACUGGAGGAGGAGGUGUUUGAGGGUGAUAUUCAGCAGCUACUAAUGUCCCCGGACCCCAAAGCAGCGUACACCUACUGUGAGAGUUACAUCCCUGACUGCCACACCCCUCUGCCCUACCCCCUGCAGUCUCUGGCAACUUCUUACGAUGAUGAGACAACGACCUCUCGACCCCGCCACAAAAAAAAGAAGAGGGAUCGCAAACGCUCUAAAAAGAAGGGCAAGGGCAGAAAGAAAUCGAGAAAAAAUCGCAAAAGGAAGAAGAAAGAUCGGGCUGCCCGGCAAAAGAUAGAAACAUUUGGGGUUAGGGAACAGGAUACUGAGCUCCGUUCAGUGGAAGAAGUGGACAACGUCUACGAUUAUCUUCUCGGUCCGGAAUAUUACACGGAUUUGGACUCAGCCAUCUAUAAUGCCUCUCUAGCUGCUACUGCUGUCGUGGAGGAAAAUGUCACGGAUCAUGAGACGAUGUGGGAGAUCACUGGGGAGUCGGAAGAUCCCAUCACAGAUGAUCACCAUGAGUACAACUGGCAUCACUACAAUUACUAUGACAAUGAGUUCAAGGACCCUUGGACCCGAGAAGACAAUGAAACACAACAGCCAAGGGAGCGGGGCCAGAAGGGAGAGAAAGGGGAGCCUGCGAUUUUUGAACCUGGAAUGCUCUUGCCUGGACCCCCAGGACCUGUAGGACCUCAGGGUUCUCCAGGACCCCCUGGCUUCCCCGGAGCUCGAGGACAUCCUGGCGAUCCUGGAGAAAUUGGUCCUCCAGGAAGACCCGGUCUUCCAGGCGUCGAUGGAAUACCAGGACCCCCAGGAACCAUGCUGAUGUUUCCGUUCCAGUUUGGUGGGAGUGGAGCCAAAGGACCAGUCGUCUCAGCCCAAGAAUCUCAGGCCCAGGCUAUUCUCCAGCAAGCAAGGCUUUCUAUGAAGGGUCCAGCAGGUUCGAUUGGUCUCACGGGAAGGCCGGGACCUAUGGGUCCCCCUGGAUUCAUUGGCCUAAAAGGUGACUCUGGUGAAAUGGGUCCAAAGGGUCCUCCUGGUGUGUUGGGACCUCCAGGUGCUCCUGGAAGAACUGGAAGAAGGGGUCGGCCUGGAGUAAAUGGAGUCCGAGGGUUACCUGGUGAGCCGGGAGUAAAGGGUGACAGGGGGUUCGAUGGUUUGCCUGGACUGCCUGGGAGAAAGGGCCAUCGGGGUGACUUCGGUCCAAAGGGCCCCCCUGGCCCUCAUGGCAAUGAUGGACUCAGGGGAGCAGAUGGAACAGUAGGGCCCAGAGGGUUGCCCGGUGAGCCGGGUCCGCGUGGUCUACCUGGACCAAGAGGAGCCAUUGGCACCCCUGGACAACAGGGAAUUACCGGCACUGAUGGUGCCCGAGGCCCAAAGGGAAACCAGGGCCCUCAAGGUGAUCCCGGACCAGUAGGGCAACAAGGUGACCCAGGACCUCAGGGUUUUCCUGGACCUCAAGGCCCCAUCGGUCUUCCCGGAAACAAAGGACCUCCAGGCAAGCAAGGACUGCCAGGACUUAUUGGAGCAGAUGGUCCACCGGGUCACCCUGGUCGAGAAGGCCCAGCAGGUGAAAAGGGAAACAUGGGUCUUCUAGGUGCACAGGGUCCAAUAGGAUAUCCUGGAGUUCGAGGUGUCAAGGGUGCGGAUGGAGUCAGAGGACUGAAGGGGCACAAGGGUGAGAAGGGGGAAGAAGGAUUCCCUGGCUAUAAAGGUGACAUGGGUCCCAAAGGGGAUAGGGGCAAUGCUGGUUUGAUAGGUCAGCGUGGCGAGGAUGGUCUGGAAGGGAUCAAAGGGCAGAUGGGUCCCCCUGGCGAACGAGGAUCACGAGGACCUGCCGGUGAAAAGGGAAAUCUGGGAGUUCCGGGCCUGCCAGGAUAUCCAGGACGUAAAGGGCCAAAGGGCUCUUUCGGUUUUGUGGGACCUCCUGGAUUAUCCGGAGAAAAAGGCAGGAGGGGGAGAGCUGGUCCUCAAGGAAGUCAAGGAGCACGGGGCCCUGUGGGAGAGCGAGGUGAGAGAGGGCAGAGAGGACCCUCAGGAAAACCAGGCGCCAAGGGAAAUGCUGGUAUUGAUGGUCCCCAAGGUGUACCUGGUGAAAAGGGACCUCCAGGACCUCAAGGUCUGGCAGGAUUCCCAGGACCCAAAGGACCUCCGGGACCUCCGGGGAAGGAUGGGAUCCCGGGCCACCCAGGACAACGUGGCGAAUCUGGUUUCCAAGGCAAGAACGGACCACCUGGUCCCCCUGGCGUUGUUGGACCCCAGGGUUCCUCAGGUGACAGUGGGCCAGUUGGUGAACGUGGACAUCCAGGGGCUCCUGGUCCCCCAGGAGAACAAGGCAUUCCGGGAACUGCUGGGAAGGAAGGCACAAAGGGAGACCCAGGUCCAAUCGGUCCUCCCGGAAAACCUGGUCCAACAGGCUUACGGGGAUUUGAGGGACCCAGGGGCUUACCAGGAGAACUGGGCGCACCUGGAUUGAAAGGAGGAGAGGGUCCUCCUGGUCCUCCUGGUCCGAUGGGAUCCACCGGAGAACGUGGCCUCAAUGGUCCAGUUGGUGCCAUAGGGCUUCCUGGUCGAUCUGGUGGUCUGGGACCCCCAGGCCCUAUUGGAGAGAAGGGAGCCCAGGGUGACAAGGGCCUUAUGGGCCCUGCUGGUCAGGAUGGCGUCCAGGGUUCCUUGGGUUUGCCAGGGCCACCUGGCUCCCAGGGCCUUCCCGGAGAUGAUGGGGACAAGGGGGAGCUGGGAAGACCAGGACAGAAAGGCAGCAAAGGAGCGAAAGGAGAAGCAGGUCCUCCAGGCCCAAUGGGGAUUCAAGGCCCAAUUGGACAACAUGGUCCCAUUGGAGCUGACGGUGAACCCGGUCCGAGAGGGCAGCAAGGCAUGCGAGGUCAGAAAGGUGACGAGGGCAUUCGAGGAUUUCCAGGACCCCUUGGUCCUACUGGGCUCCAGGGAAUGCCUGGGCUUCCUGGAGAGAAAGGUGAAAGUGGGAAUGUUGGAUUCAUGGGUCCAUCCGGUUCCCCUGGUGCAAGAGGACCUCCUGGGCCCAAUGGUGGCACUGGACCUCCCGGCAUCCCAGGAGGAGUUGGUUCCCCAGGAGCAGUGGGUGAGAAAGGAGAGAGGGGCGACGCUGGAGACCCAGGUCCACCUGGUGAGCCAGGCAUUGCUGGUAUAAAAGGUGAACUCGGUGAGAAAGGUGACACAGGCCGUCCAGGAGCAGCAGGACCUGCAGGGGAUAAAGGUCCUCCAGGUGAAGAUGGAACCAAGGGCAACAUAGGUCCUGCUGGUUUCCCAGGUGAUUCAGGCCCCUCAGGUGAACCCGGUGUACCGGGUGUGGAUGGUGCAUCUGGAGAGAAGGGCAGCAUUGGAGAUCCUGGUCUGAGGGGUCCAAUCGGGGCAUCAGGUGAACCAGGACCCCCUGGCCCACCUGGAAGACGAGGUCCUCCUGGGCCAUCAGGUCCCGCAGGUCGAGAGGGCCAGAAGGGCUCAAAGGGCUCACCUGGGCAACCAGGCCCCGUUGGUAGGACUGGGCCGAGAGGACCUCAAGGAUCGCCUGGCAACCCUGGGCCUGAAGGUCUGAGAGGGAUUCCUGGGCCUGUUGGAGAACAGGGUCUUUCUGGGCCACCCGGUCAGAAUGGACCCCCUGGUCCUAUGGGACCUCCUGGUAUGCCAGGUCUGAAGGGCAAUCAAGGAUUAAAAGGCGACAAGGGACGUACUGGUAUGAUUGGCCUGAUUGGGCCUCCCGGUGAGAUGGGUGAGAAGGGUGAUCGAGGCCUCCCAGGGAACCAAGGAAAACCAGGUCCCAAAGGAGAUGUUGGACUCGCAGGGCUCAGUGGGCCCAUAGGACCCCCAGGAUCUCCUGGAUUACCGGGUCCACAGGGUGAGAAAGGCUCUAAAGGUUCAGAAGGACCUGUUGGUCUGAGAGGCGAUGAUGGACCUCCUGGCCCUCCUGGCCCACCUGGCCCCCCUGCUGAGGUAAUCCAGCCACGACCACUGUACAAGCAGAAGGCCAAGAGACACACUGAGGGUGAGCAGGCCGACGACAGUGGGGCAACAUUUCCUGACUACACCGAGGGCAUGGAGGAGAUCUUUGGGGCUCUGUCCUCACUGAAGGAUGAGGUGGAGCAGCUGCGACGUCCGGUUGGAACACAGGACAGUCCUGGGCGAACCUGCAAGGAGCUUCAGAUCUGCUACCCACACUAUAAAGACGGUGAUUACUGGAUUGACCCGAAUCAGGGAUGCGCAAAGGACUCCUUCAAGGUCUUCUGUAACUUCACUGCGGGGGGAGAAACCUGCAUCUACCCUGACAAGAAGACUGAAGGUGUUAAGGUUUCCGCCUGGCAAAGAGACAAACCAGGAAAUUGGUACAGCAAAUUCAAACGUGGCAAACAGCUAACGUACACCGACUCCGACGGUAACCCUGUGCACGUGGUUCAGAUGACCUUCCUCCGCCUUCUGAGUGCCACUGCACGACAGAGGUUCACCUACAACUGCCAGCACUCCAUCGCCUGGUACGACAUGACCACACAGAGCUACCAGAGGGCAGUGCGGUUCAUGGGAGCCAAUGGCGAAGAGUUGUCGCACAACAAGACAUCAUACAUCCAUGCUGUCUACGAUGGCUGUAAGCUGAGGAAAGGUUCUGAACAAACAAUCCUACAGAUUGACUCUCCGCGAGUUGUUGACCUGCCCAUCAAGGACGUGGCCGUGACCGAUUUUGGCGAGCAUCAGCAGAAGUUUGGGUUUGAGGUUGGCCCAGUGUGUUUCAACAGCUAAACCUCAGGAAACAAACUUUGGGCCCAGCCUUUCAUCCCUUUCCUUUCAUUAUGCAAAAUGCACAUUCUCUUUGUUGUCUAUUGUGUCUUUAUUAACCACGCUACAGAUGGGGUAUUUUUUUUAUUGUGUAUGAGUAACAAUAAAUAAUUGCUGCCCUUGUAGGGCCAAAAUGUUAUGACCUGUGAAGAGGCCAAGUCAACGAAUGACAUAAAUGGGAUUUUCCCAAUUCCGUGUCCAUCAGCAAUGAGGGUCUUCCUCCAAAUACCCUUCAACACCCCAAGAGGCCUUGAACACCGAAUAUCUUCCUGUCACAAAGAGUUCUUCCUCUAGCAAGAUUUGGCCAUUAGCUUAACUCUUUUACGUGUGGACAUUGAUCUUUGAAAUAUUAAACAGUGGACAUUGGGAUCUAGAGAUACUCGUAGCUUUACUCUGCUGUCUCGGUAAAGAAGAAAACAGAAUAUCAAAUGAUAUACGUUGUAUAGACUCCUUCUCCAAUGUUCGGAGUUCCUUGUAUGUUGUUGAGGUAUAGCAGCAUAAUAGUUAUGGUACUUGACUGGUGUCUAUAAGACUAUUGAUCCAGAAAUAUGGAUUUAAAUCCAUUUGAGGCAAUAAAUAAAUUUGUAAGAAAUGAAAUCUUCUAUCAUUUUCAAGAACUUUGUAUUGCUUUAAGGCCCAUCCGGCUUCAGGUAAGGAAAGCUGUCUGGCCUGGACCGCAUGUGCUUUGUUCUUAUCUACCUUUUGAAGCUGGAAGGAUAAAAUGUGGCAACUGUGAACAAAAGGAAAGACUUGUUCAUUGCUCCCUGAAGCUUUAUCAAAGGCUCUUUCAUGAAACAUAUUCAUCCCAUCCAUUCAAGCACUCACAAGUCCAUGAAAUGCUAGAUUACCUUGUGCCCACAGACCAGCAGAGCAAAGGGGAAUAUGUGAUUUAGUUCUGAUGUGACAGGUUUCUAGACGUCAUCUGAUGCUCCAUGGGUUGCUCAUGAUGUUUGUAAUAGAGCCUUGGUUCCCCCAUUUCUACAGAAAGUAGAUUCAUUCUAAGUCACCACACACCUCCUUGUGUGUUCCUGUGCUAUCUCAGACAAUUUUCUGAAGGUCCCAUUCCACUUUUUCUUCAAGUUAAAUGUGUCAGCAGAGGUAAGAGCACUAGAAGUGAAGCUGGGUUGUGUGUUUAUUCUCAUCAGUGCAGACAUUCUCCCCACAAUGAAUCUGUUACAUUUUCAAACUUUUGGUCACUCCUUCCACUUGGACGUACAUGACUUUUUCAACUUAAAUGUCUAUGUUCCCGACAAAUUCACAAUUUGCAGUUGGAGUUUGACAUAGUCCUGUAAGAUUCAGCCAUUAUUCAGAAUGGUACAUUAUGUGAAAUUUAUUGUUAGUCACAAGGGUAAAACUAACAUUAUAAACCAGCUUAUGUUCUUCUUCUGGAGUUUAGUUUGAUUAACUUCAGUGGAGUGGAGAUUCUGAAGUAGUGCCUCACACACAUUCCAAAUCAAACAAUCAAAAUAAAUGCUGUGAUUAAAGAGGACUUUCUCCAAGUAUCCGUUACUGCCACUGGAGGCCUUGAGCAUCAACCUUGACCAUUCUCCCAGGAUCAGUGUCUAGCUAAUCAGAAACGCAAGAAAUAAAGUAAUUCUCUGCAAAAUUCUGCACCUAACCUUUACUUGCAAUUUAGCUUUAACUUGUGCUAAAUGUUAUUUAAAGAGAUGUUUCCCUGCAUCAGUAUUAAUACAGUCAAUUGCUGCGUCUCUGAACCCCAUCAUUCCUGGUCUCAUUAGAAAUUGACCUUGUCUUCCUCUCAGUCCACUAUUCCUGGUGUCUUCCUGAUGAGAGAAAGGAAAAGGAAGAAAAGAAGAUUUGCUUUCUUUGUUCAAAGUUAUAAUGCCCUGACUGGAAGGGUGGUAACCGACAGUAAUUUGCAAAGGGAACUGGUUCAGUAUCAGAAUGAGUGAAAAUGACCAGAAAUCCUGCAAAAAGGCAGGGAAACGGGCAACUUUGUUGGCAUGAAUGAAUUGGCCCAAAGAGCCUUUUUCCAUGCUGCAUAAAUCUGACUUUAUUCAGAUGGUACUUAUAUGGGGCUGGCACAAGUGAGAAGGGCUGAUUGGCCUUCUGUUGCUGCAUCACUCUGUACUAGGAUAAAGAAUGAGCUUUCAACUGUAAGCAGCUCUUCUGUAACACAGGAUGUCAGUCGAAUGCACUCUAGCUAUACUAAUAACACUCCUUGAAAGGCAGGUGUCAUGUAAAACAGUUGGCAGUGGGUUGGAGUGACCUGUUGAGGAUUUCAAUUGAAUAACAAACACUUCUGUAAGUAGGAUGGUUGUUUCUGUAUCUGCCAGCUUCAUACUUUGAUAAUACUGGCCCAUCUCCCGUGAGACAGUCAGACUCAUGAGAUGAACCAUUCCAACUAGGAUCAGGUCUACUGGGGGUGGAUGAAUGGGGUCUGAUGCCAGUGAUGUCUAUACCACACGUACAGUGAGAUCAGAUGAUUGUUAAUAUUACAAAAAGAUAGGGCAAGAAAGGUUAAGUUACCACACAACAGUCCAGAGACAUGAGGCUGUGUUCCACAUGAGGCUGAUGAGAGUUUAAUUUAUUGAAUAGGUUUCUGGAAAAUAUAAGCUACCUAUGAGAUAAUUGUCUAAAAACCUAUCAAAAAUUGGAGAAACUGAAUGGGUCAGGCAGCAUCCAACAAUGACAGGUCUUAUCUACAAUGUCAACUGUCCAUUUCCCUCCAAAGAUGCUGCCUGACCCAUUGAGUUCUUGCAGUGCCUUUGUAUGUUGCUUCAGACUUCCAGUAUCUGCUGUCUCUUGUUUCUCUCUGUUCAGGUAAUUCCGCUGCCCAUCUCCAGCUUUGUGUCCAAAUGCCGGAGUUGGAUACACAGAAUGUUUCCAAAAGAGAAAGCCUCUAGUCUAGGGUAGAAGGUGUAAUGCUACCAGCCACCACAGGCUCUGAGUCUGACUGUACACAGCUAAAUGGAAUGAAGGGUUUCUGCUUACAUCAGCCUGUGGAGCAGUCGGAUCCCCCCCACCCCCUACCCACCCUAUGAGUGAAAAAUACUUACCUCCACUCCCCUUUUACCCUUAUAAGAACCACUUUAAACCAAUAUUCCUCAGGUUUUGACUGAGGGAAGUGGGGCCUUCCUAUUCAAUGUAACUACCCCUCAUAAUUUUAUCUCACCUUCAUCACCCUGUUCAAAAGAAAUGAUACUUAUUUAUACAGUCUUUCUUCACAGCUGCAGUCUUACAGUUGGGAUAUUUUUCUUGUAAAUUUCCUUUGCAUGGCCUCUAGCACAAUUGCAUUGUUUCUGUUGUCUGUUGGCCAUGCCUUAUGUAGGUAGUUAUUCAUUCAGGGUGGCAUAACCUUCAGGAGUGGCAUGUUUUACUCUUGCAGCACCUAUACCUCCACAAGAUCAUAGCUUGCACCUGAAAUGCCAGCUUCCUACCCUUUCCCUGAAACUAAUUACUCUAACACCCGAAAACAUGUCAAUCUCGUUUACCACUAACCAAACUGCACAGCCCCGUGGGGUAGAGAAUUCCAAACGUCUGCUGUCUACUGCGUGUCAAAGUUUCUCCCGAGAGCAUCCCUCUGUCAGCUUGACCUACUGGGUGUUUGCAAUAUCAGUUUGUUGUAUUGGCAUCAUACACUGACAAUGUCAACAGUGCCCACACCCUGUGAUGGAAAAUUUUGCAAUGGACCUGUAGCUAAUCUUUGAGGCUGAGAUCAUAAGUCAGGAUUUUUUUUUAACUCCCUAUAUCUACUAGAAUUGGAGGGAAUCUCACCCUCUGUGUUAGAGGAAGAGAGGAAGAAACGUUAUUUGAAUCUCCAAGUCCACAGUGCUGGAUGUAGUGCCUCAUUGGAAAAUUGAAAACUCAAAAAUGAACACACAGGCUCACCAGGUUCUACCUAUAUCUUGGCCUGCUGUUCAGUAAUUGAAAGUUUCAUUAAAGGAAGGGCAUUCAAAUUUAUUCCUUUGGUCUCAUCAGAGGAUUCAAAAUUGUACAAGUUUAUCACAUAUCAAGGUCCUAACUUGAGAUUAUGAGUUUGUAUAGAAAGGCCAUUUUAGCUGUUUGGACAAACAGGUCAAUGUAAGCCAAUAUUCUCGAUAUUUCCUCCAAUUCUUCUUGGUCAUACUGUGAUAUGGUGAUUCUUCUUACAACAAAAGUGGAGUAGAUUUUAAAUGGUGCUAAUCACAAUAUACCAAAACUGUAUUAAACUGUGUUGCUUAACUGUUUUUUGUUGCAAAGAUAAUUUAUGGAGUUGUGUUAUUUUUAGAUGCUUCUUGAAUGUUGGCAUAAUUUAUUUCGGUUUAAGAUGCCUUUGUGUACAUAAGUAAUUUUGUUUUAAAAAUGGAUUUGAUCUAUUAAGCCAAGGGCCAGAGCUAGAAAUUCACAUUAAUAUUUAAGAUCAGUAGCCUCGGGCUAUUUAGAUAUUGUCUGCCUUGAAACCUGUUCUCUUGAUUACUUACCUUACCCAUUUUCGUAAGCCAACUACCUUGAUGGCUGGGAUGCAAGAUUCACCUAAGAUGCUAUAUAAAAAAAAUCCCAUAGCUGUAAGCUAUCUCUGGGGGAGGGAGAGAGAGAGAAUAAACUCGGUGUUCUGCUACACACACACACACACACACACACACACACACACACACAAUCAUAGAGUGCUACAGCACAGGAACACACCCUUCAGCCUGUCAUAGUCCAUUCCAAACUGUUAUUCUUCCUAGUCCCAUCAACCUGCACUCAGACCAUAGCCUUCUAUACUGUGUACUUCUCCAGUUCUCUUAAAUGUUGAAAUCACAUCCACCCCUUCAACUGCCAGCAAGUUCAACACUCUCACUAUCCUCUGAGUGAAGAAGUUCUACCUGAGGUUCCCAUUAAAUAUUUCAACCUCUACCAUGACAUGCAGCAAGACCAUGGACAGCUGCAAUUUAAACGGAACCUCCUUUGAAUAUUGCCUUCCUUAUUUUUUUUGGGAGGGUGGGGGAGUGUGUAAAGUCAUUGACAUUUUUCAUCAUGACAAUGGACUCCAGCUUCCCAGUUGGUUAUUUUACACCAAAACGGGCGUUGUGGAGGAGAAGGCUUUUGGGCUAAUUGAGCCAAUGGAAAUUCAAUAAAGACCAAUCUCAUUGGUCCUUUCCUCUCUCACACUAUGUGCUCACCAUUAGUCACCCUACAAAGAAGUGAGUGAAGGGGAACAUUGCAAAGGAGUGUCUGACCUCCCAUCCUUGAUAUUGACUUACCAGAACUCUGCCAGUUGUAUCUUCUCUCCAGGUACUUCGCUGUCAUCUAGACAGUACCCAAAAUGUUCAUGUCCAUCUCCAUCCACAGAAGCUGCCUGACCCACGGAGUCCCUCCUGUAGCUUGUUGCUCCAGAUUGCAGUGCUUGGUGUCUGUUGUGUCUCCACCUGCUCCUCUGUCCUCAUCCUGAUGCUGAAAGUUGAAACAUAAAACUUCCAACCCUCUAUAGCCUCCUCCAGCCUUCCCCUGGCCUCAUGCACACCCCCAUUUUCCCAGCUCCCUUCACCCCACCAAGUAGUAAGCUGAUGGUCCUGGUUGUUCGGUCAUUAGAACAUUAAACAGUACAACACAGUAUAGGCCCUUCAGCCCAUGAUGCCGUACCAACCCAAUAAACUAUUCCAAAAUCAAUCUAAUUCUUCCCUCCCACAGAGCCCCCCAUUUUCCUUUCAUCCAUGUGCCUAUCGUAGAGUCUCUUAAAUAUCCCUAAUGUAUCAGCCUGAACCACCGUUCUCUCUCUAAACCUCACUCUUUUCUUCCAAUGUUCUUACCCACUUUUAACAAUUGGCUUGGUGCCAGAGAGAGUUUUCAAAUCGUGCAUUGCAUGAAUCAGAACAUUUGUGUAGGUGCACUUUUAAGAUUGUGGAGCUACUGAUCUUUGAGGUUCAAAAACCCAAAAUUAAAGGGAAUUUCUUCCUCACCCUGGAUGCUACUGUAUAUAAACUUGCCACUAUAUCCUAUGCCAUUCUGUAACCUGCUGCAUGCUGCAAGAGACUUCUGUAAUGUGUUUAAUCUAUAUACUUUGGUUGUUUUAUAGGGGAGGAGAAAUGAUAAGCAGGAAUACCUCUGAAUAUUUUUCCAUACUGUCUAACAUAUAGUUAGCUCACUUAUAGGGUGCGGGCAAUUUCUAUUUUGUAUCAGUAAGUUCGGAGUAUUCAUAUAUUGUCUCUGCUGUGUUAAAUCUGCCCAGACCCGUACUUUGCAACCUAAUCAAGGGCCAAGUUAAAACAAAACAGGUGUAUGCUGUACAUGCACUGGAGCCAGAAAUGCAGACAUCACAGGAAGGGGCAGAGUUUUAUUUAAAGGUAUAAUUUGAGGUAUGCAACUGAAAUUAAGCAGGGGGGGAUGAACCAAUUUUGAUUGGAAGUUUAAAAGACAAUUUAAUACUGUAUAUUCAUCCGCACUUUUGUUGAGACCCAACCCCAUGAUUCAUGAGACUGGAAUGUCACUAUAAAGAGACUUAAAUUUUGCUUAUCUUGGGUUGGGGGGAAUAGAAAAGACCUCAAUACCAUUGAACAAAGGAGAAUGGGAGCAAUGGGGUUGGAGUAAGAACCAUUAUUCACUCCAUCCUUUGAGAAUAUCAUUGGAUUAGAAGGUCAAAUCUAGCCUUGGCAGUAAACCCCUUGUACAUUUGCAUGGCUGUAAGCAUUGAAGCUAAAACCCACAGCAUAGCUCACCAGGCUCAGAAUCCUGCCUUAAGGAACAGUUGUAUUCUUCUGGAUUUCCGGUUGGGUCACCCUUUGCACCCCACCUCAGUGAUGUCAUGGUGCUAAAUCUCUGUGGUGCUUUCAUGAACUGGCCCUCUGUAUUAUGACAUGUGAGAUAUGUACAUUGAAACGUCAAGCACUGAUUGAACACAGGUUGUUUUGCGAUAAGGUCUGCAGCACAUUAAAAAGAAAGAUAUUCAGGAAAAAUAUGUAAAUUUAGUCACAAAAUUAAAAACAAAUU